This is a messenger RNA of Carassius gibelio (silver crucian carp), 1845 nucleotides long. RefSeq names its product dihydropyrimidine dehydrogenase [NADP(+)]-like. NCBI's taxonomy places the organism in Eukaryota, Metazoa, Chordata, Actinopteri, Cypriniformes, Cyprinidae. The record is from RefSeq and is a predicted model, not a curated record. Bases 1 to 579 code for a protein of 192 amino acids. The transcript has 5 exons. Gene Ontology annotation, cellular component: cytosol. Gene Ontology annotation, molecular function: uracil binding; iron-sulfur cluster binding; dihydropyrimidine dehydrogenase (NADP+) activity. Gene Ontology annotation, biological process: uracil catabolic process; thymine catabolic process.
AUGAAUAAGAUCCUUUUAUCAAACCCAAUCCCAGAUAUCAGAUAUGAGCUCAGAGUCAAGAUCCAAAGGUCUACGUGUCGAGUCAGGAACCAGCUCGGCCCGCCAUCAGAAAGGAAAGCCUGUGGCCAGACUAGAGGAAGUCAAAGGAAGGUUUUGGCCUGUACCUGCAGGAAAAGAAGGAAGCGAUUGCAACCACAGAAAGAAACUGAGAGAAUUUACACCAAAAGGAGAGUUUACUCUCCCAAGGGACCUGUGCCAAGAGUUAAAAAUGUGAUAGCCGAAGAUCUGCAACACAUCGGCGCCUAUCAAGAGCUCAACACUGAGGAGCAAGUGCAAGCUUUCAUCGAUCCGAAGAAGUGCGUUAACUGCGGGAAGUGUUACAUGACCUGUAAUGACGCUGGAUACCAGGCCAUUGUGUCUGACCCCGAGACUCAUCUCCCCAUGAUUCAGGACAGCUGCAGCGACUGUACUCUGUGCCUCAGCGUCUGCCCCAUCAUCGACUGCAUCAAGAUGGUUACCAGGACAACCCCUUAUGUGCCAAAGCAAGGCCUCCUUCAAGCCGUGGAGCCCGUGUGCUGACAGAAAACCCCAGACAAAACAAAAAGUCUACAUCACAGCACUGAAUUUACUCUGUAAUUGCAGUGUGAAGAAUUAACUUUGUUGUGGGGUGGGGGGGACAAAUAAUUAGAUUGAAAAAAAAAUAAUUGCCUUAUUUUCAGGAGCCAAUUAUCCAGAAAUAAUCUUAGGGGGUGUUAUUUUGAAACAAUAGCGAGGCGAUCUGUCGAGGUGAAGUUUCUGCCUCUCAUUCUCUGAGGGCUGAUGGAAAUGAAUCUGGCUGUUUAUGCAGAUGUGGGAAGACCACGCGUAUCCUUUAACAAGAGCCACAAUGAUGGAUCGUCCACUACAUCCAGAACAGAAUGCAAUCACAUAUACAAGAGCUGCUGAUGGGAAAUGAGGAAAUGAAUGGAUUUUAAUUGAAUGGUGGAUGGUUGGGCUCCGAAUCACACUCGAUGUUGUUUUCCAUAACGCAUGAUGAUUAGAAAAGGUUUGUUUGAUGUUAUACAUGCUAUAUUGUAUGCAAAAAGCCAGUAUACUUCUACAACUAAACCUGAAGUAGUAGUUACCUCAUUGACAUGGAUUUAAUGUAUUUCCCUCAAAGCCUUAAUAACAAAUGGUUGAUUUUGAUUGCAUUAGCCAUCUGGACAGGGUCAUUUAGAGAGCCGGUCUACCUCGGUAAUAUGCUGAACAUUUCGAGUAAAGGUCAUCUAUGACUAUUUCCAGACAUUAGAGAUGAAGACUAGCUGUUAUUCAUCUUGGACCCAAAAGGUCAAGUCUGACCACCUCUAUCUCUACAAAUACACGGCCCAUCCGUACCGCACAUACAAGCCCCUAGCUUGCUCUCUAUGAAGCAGACGAUCAAACACAGUGAUGGCCGUGCACUUGUCCUUAACAAUGAUGAAUGAAUCACAUGAAGAAAUGUCUUGGUCAUAUCUCAGCCCCAAAACAUACAAAAUCGUAGCCCAUUACAUAAGAAAAUGAUUAUUAAUUUUGAAAAUUCUCAUUACUGUAAUGUGGAAAAUCAGUAACUGUCUUCUUGUGUGCAUACAUUUUAUUUAUUUAUUUUUUUCAUAUGAAAGUUAUGAGAAAUGUGCUUAACUGACAAAAAUUAAACAAAUAAAUAAAUACAGAAUUACAAAUAUUUCAGGUUAUACUUUACAUCCCUCAGGUCAUAAUUUACCUCGAAUAUGUAUUAUAGUUUAUUAAAAGUAGCAUUAAUUAAAUAAACAUACAAUUAAAUGGUAAAAACAACAAAUACAACCAAUAUUUACAAAUAAUAUUUAAAAU